Molecule: messenger RNA, 1848 nt
Organism: Trametes versicolor FP-101664 SS1
Lineage: Eukaryota; Fungi; Basidiomycota; Agaricomycetes; Polyporales; Polyporaceae
Product: GMC oxidoreductase
Exons: 16
Coding region: 1-1848 (615 amino acids)
Molecular function (GO): flavin adenine dinucleotide binding; oxidoreductase activity, acting on CH-OH group of donors
Source: RefSeq, a predicted model, not a curated record
AUGGGCAAUUUACUCUCACAGACUUCAGCGAUAGUCAGUAACCCAGCGUCCUGGGCUACGCCACUUCCACCGGACGAAGAUGCGUCGCAAUUCACAGUGUCGAAGGCAAAGUCCUUCGACUACGUGAUUGUUGGAGGAGGUGCUGCCGGAUGCGUUCUCGCUUCCAGGCUUUCUGAGGAUCCUGCUGUCACGGUACUCCUCAUCGAGGCUGGGCGGAGGUCGGAAAAUUUACUCGCUCGCAUGCCCAUGGGCUUCGUGAAGAUGUUUCGUAGUUCAUGGGACUGGCAAUACGAAACUACCCCCCAGAAAGAGCUGAAUGGUCGCCGUGUCUCCUGGCCGAGAGGCAAGCUGUUAGGAGGCUCGAGCUCUAUGAAUGCUCUUGUAUAUCACCACUGCGCUCCAGAAGGUACGACGAUCAGUGGAUUUUGCUUGUAUAAAGAGGGUGCAACGGGAUGGGGCUACGAGUCUCUUAGGCGGUACUUCCUGCGCUCCGAAAGGUACAUACCCGAUCCAGCACAUCCGGGAGUGGAUGUCUCCUUGCGUGGAAGCAGCGGCCCGGUGGUUACUCGCUACAGUGAGGUCGCCCCCAUCAUGCCCGUCGUUUUAGAAACGGUGAAGAACAUGGGAAUCCCCUUGUCGGACGACUUCAACACGCCGCGAGGAACACUGGGGGCCGGAAAUUUCGUUGCUACUAUCGAUGCAAAGCGCGAGAGGAGCUCAUCAGCUACAGCGUAUCUCAACGACGCGGUCCUCCGCAGGCCGAACCUUACAGUAGCUGUAUCCGCUACAGCGGAGAAGAUCAUCUUCUCAUCCGGCAGUGACUCUACGCCAAUUGCUGCUGGCAUCCAGGUCUCGACAAGCAGGGCUGGGUCGCGCUUCGUCAUGGCUGCUCGAAAGGAGGUCAUUCUAUCGAGCGGCGCCAUCGGAAGCCCCCAGUUGCUCAUGCUGUCUGGAAUUGGUGCCUCCGAGCAGCUCUCCAAGUGGAAGAUACCGAUUGUCAAAGACCUCCCAGCAGUCGGACGCAACCUGCUGGAUCAUGUCUCCGCAGGCGCGUUGCCGUUCCGAGCAAAGCCCAAUCUCACCUGGGACCCAAUUAUACACGACCCACUGAGGGCAUUUUUGGCGUUCGUGCAGUGGAUGACCAUCGGCACUGGGCCGUUCAGCACGAACCCGACCCACGUUGGUAUAUUUGUUCGCGCAGAUGACCCGAGUCUGCCAUACGGACAAGACUUGCAUAUCAAUGACAACUCAUCUGGGCCCGGUGCUCCUGAGAUAGAACUCGCCUUCACUCCAUUCACCGUCGUAGACAGCGGGGCACGCAAGUUUCCCCGCGGGACAUGGGGGAUAACCGCCGGGUCGCUUCUACUCAAGCCCGAGAGCACAGGCUCCAUUGAGUUACGCUCUACGAGUAUCUAUGACCAUCCCAUCAUCAACGCUAACUACUAUGCGACGGAGACCGACUGGAAUGUCAUGAUCAAAUCCGUCCGUCUCCUCUUGCGCAUCGCUAAUACGGCUCCACUUUGCGACGCCCUUGAUAUCCGGACCUCCGACGCCACGCACGAUGAUGUUUUCUGGCCCGGCGAUGCUGACCCUGACAAGAUCACCGACGACGAGAUCAAGGCCUUCAUCAGGAAGCGGGGCCAAUCUGCCUGGCACCCAACGACCUCUGCGAAGAUGGGAGUGGACCCUAAAGAUAGCGUUGUCGAUCUCCAGCUUCGGGUCCACGGGAUACCGAACCUUCGCGUCGUCGAUGCCUCCGUUUUCCCAGACCAGGUCUCUGGUCACCCGUGUGCUGUCGUUGUGGCGAUCGCCGAGAGAGCUGCAGACAUCAUCAAGGGCGUGGUGUGA